Molecule: messenger RNA, 1554 nt
Organism: Trichoderma harzianum CBS 226.95
Lineage: Eukaryota; Fungi; Ascomycota; Sordariomycetes; Hypocreales; Hypocreaceae
Exons: 3
Coding region: 1-1554 (517 amino acids)
Source: RefSeq, a predicted model, not a curated record
AUGGACUCAAACUUAGUAGCUCAUCUUUCUCUCUUGUCAUUGGAUAACAGCAAAGAAGAUGCGGAAGAACUCGCUGCAACGCCCAUUUUUACACAGGCUGUUCACGAAUAUGGAUCGUCUUUAAAAACAGCAACGAGAAAGCCGUUUGCUCAAUACGGACUUCUUGCUGGAAUUAUUGAGAAUACAUCUGCAGCUCAAAACGGCCCUGCAUUUGAUCCAAAGGAUCCAAGGCUGUUCUUUAACACAUCAACUCCAUCAAGCGUCUUCAUUUGCGGCAGUCAGGGCUCCGGAAAAAGCCACACCUUGAGCUGCAUUUUGGAGAAUUGUUUAAUGCAGUCCAAAGCCAGUGUCUUGCAUCGUCCAUUAACAGGUAUCGUAUUUCAUUACGAUCCUUGGGUAUCUGCUUCUAGGGGCUCGCCCUGUGAGGCCGCCUAUCUUGCCUCAGCCCAGAAGAUCUCGGUCAGAGUCCUCUGCCCGCCGACCAACGUGAAACAGAUUGAGGGGAUUUAUUCUAAACUUCCAAAUGUCCGGGUCGAGACUCUUCGAAUCAACCAAUCGGAUCUGAAUACAAAGAGGAUGAUGGACUUAAUGGCCAUUAGUUCCGUACAGGGUGGCAUGCCACUAUAUAUGCAUGUAGUUCAGCGUAUUCUGAAAGACUUGCGAAUCGAGCAACAAGAGAAAGAAACAACUUUCAAUUACCGCGACUUCAAGCAGCGUUUGUUGGAUGCCGCUCUGACGCCUGCCCAGCUCCAGCCUCUCCAGCAACGCCUUGAAACUCUGGAGAGCUUCAUGGUAAAGGAGCAAGUUGUCCAUAUCUCCAAGAAGAAAGCAAUUCAGAGCCAAGGUAAAGCGAAUAGUUGGGAGCCCAAAACCGGUCAGCUCACCAUUAUCGACUUAUCAUGCCCUUGCGUGACAGAAGAGACGGCGUGUUCUCUGUUUAACAUAUGUCUCAGUCUCUUCUUGGAGCAGAGUCCUCAAGUCGGUCGUGUGGUUGCGUUGGACGAAGCUCAUAAGUUUAUGACGGACACAGCUGAGUGUCAAGUGCUGACGGAGUCGCUUUUAUCCAAUAUUCGUUUGCAACGUCAUUUGGGACUUCGAGUUAUCAUAUCGACUCAGGAGCCUACCAUAUCGCCCAAACUAUUGGAUCUAUGUUCUGUGACUAUCGUGCAUCGAUUCACUUCGCCAGACUGGCUCCAGAGCUUGAAGAAACACCUAGCAGGCGCAUCUCUUUCACUACUGUCCAAAGGUCAACACACCCCAAAUGGGCUGCCUAAUGGCGAUGACAAGAUCAACGGCGUUAGAAGCGUCCGUGAGAAUCCCAGUGAUGUUGCAGCAGAGCUCUUCGGCAAGAUUGUUGCUUUGCGACGCGGAGAAGCUCUCCUGUUCUGCCCAUCGGGCAUAGUUGGCGUGCGCACGACAGCCAUUAAAACAGAAAACGGGUCUCCUGCAAAGAAAACAAGUCCACAGCUCAUCAAACUGUCUUAUGGACACCUAAAGAUUCGGGUCCGGGAGAGAAUCACUCAGGAUGGCGGGCGGAGCAUUCUUGCAGUAUAA